AAGAUAAAAACAAUCUUAGAAAUAAAUACCUGAAAUUACAACAAGAACAACAAAAUAACAGAGAUAAAGGACCAUCAAUAAUAACUGAAUAUAACAAAGACCCUAUAGAAAUAGGAAUAAACCAAGAAUCAGACUCACCAUACUUAAGACCAGUAACAAGUAGACCUGGAAUACCUA
Dentiscutata erythropus is the source of this 177-nucleotide messenger RNA. The record is from the annotation of a GenBank genome assembly. Lineage: Eukaryota; Fungi; Glomeromycota; Glomeromycetes; Diversisporales; Gigasporaceae.